Messenger RNA from Cadophora gregata, 1539 nucleotides. RefSeq lists its product as uncharacterized. The transcript is spliced from 4 exons. The record is from RefSeq and is a predicted model, not a curated record. Bases 224 to 1357 code for a protein of 377 amino acids. NCBI's taxonomy places the organism in Eukaryota, Fungi, Ascomycota, Leotiomycetes, Helotiales, Ploettnerulaceae. Gene Ontology annotation, cellular component: cytoplasm.
CAAACCCAAUAAUGCUACCACCGCUACUGUACUCGUACCAUUACCAGCAGGAGGGAUCGGGAGGGUGGAUGACUGUUAAAGCAACUUAGAUAAGCUCCAAUUCUCCCGGCUCAAGACUCCAUCCGUCCAUUCAUCCAUCCAUCCAUCUCGUCUCAUCUUCCACCACGACGACAACUUUCCUGUUGAAAACCACAAUCCCUAGAAGCCUCACGCCACGAUCAACAUGGAAUCUCACGAUGACAAACACUGGGCUGCGAAGUAUCUCCUCGAUCCUUUGAAUGCGCCCGAGCCCAGCCAGGAAACCGGUCCUGGAACGCACUUCACAUCAUCAGUCAACAGAUCCAGCUCUACUUCAAAGUCACCAGCAUUCGGCAGAUCUUCAAAGCAGGCAUCUGUAUCAUCAUAUCCGACUCCGCCAGCCUCUGCAAGCCCGACCAAGUCCUCUUUCCAUCCAUCGAACCCAUAUUCCCCUUCUCACAGACAGCUAGCUUUUGGGGAUUUCAAUGAAGGCGGUCCGAGCCGGAAGAGCUCUGGUGAACAAUCAAACAGUGGACAUGGCCGUCGAAGAGGAAGCUCUCUAGGUGAACGAUUCCCGGGAGACAUGUCUCAUCGACCUCUUGACCAAUUGCGGAAGGAGACGAAAGCUGCCAAUCGGGCACCACAUCUGAGGAAGAAGCAUAUUCCUGGAGCAGAUAGCAUCGACAAGCUGGAUAAAUCUAUGAUUGGAGGAUUAUAUCACCACGAAGGGCCAUACGACGCAACGCUGAUUUCCCGAAAUGCAAACGUCAAAUAUCCUCCGGUUGAAGCUGUCAAGAGUACCAAUGAAGAAGCUAUCCGCGCCACACCGAAAGAGUACAUCAAAGACUCUUUGACGAAACAUGUACCUCUACAGGGAACGGCAGUCAUCCCGCCAGGAUUCGAGGAUUUCUCGGGCCGCAGAAUGGACUACGAAGAAGGCGCCGAUCUGAUGCGCGAGCCAGACGCGGCAGGAGGAGCGUACAAAAGAUGGGAUCAUGUCAAAUAUCUUCCUGAUGAUCUGAAGGGCAAAGGAGAGCCAUCCUACUCAAUCGAGAAGGCAUUAAAGGAUCAUAAGGAGAGCAGCGCCCGCAACGGUCUGUCUCCCGACAGUCGCUCCUAUGAGAUGCAACCACAACGACCAGGAGCUGGCCGUCAACGAAGCAUCAGUGGAAACCACGAAGACUUCAGGGAUACUAGGAGACCAUCGGCAGGCGCAUUCCUGGAAGUUGACAGUGCAGACGGAAUGCGACGAUCUAACACCACUGGACGACGUCUCGGAGAGGGAUUGAAGCGACGCUUUGGAAGUUUGAGGAGAAGCAAGAAUGCCACUGAUCCAUGAGUAACGAAAAAAAUGGGGGAAAUUGAAAACCACAAUUUGGAAGUACGACGAUGAAUUCACAAGAAUAUCAUUUUUCAGAUCAACGACAUUAGACUUAGGCUGGGCAACAGAAGGGAACAAUGAGGGAAACAUGACAACAAAUGUAUAAUAUGGGUAAUGAAAUACAUAAAAUGUCUAUUUUA